This is a messenger RNA of Cheilinus undulatus (humphead wrasse), 3258 nucleotides long. It is a transcript of the gene trpc1, whose product is annotated as transient receptor potential cation channel, subfamily C, member 1. The record is from RefSeq and is a predicted model, not a curated record. Gene Ontology annotation, cellular component: cation channel complex; membrane. NCBI's taxonomy places the organism in Eukaryota, Metazoa, Chordata, Actinopteri, Labriformes, Labridae. Gene Ontology annotation, molecular function: inositol 1,4,5 trisphosphate binding; store-operated calcium channel activity; protein binding. The coding region runs from base 420 to 2810 and encodes 796 amino acids. The transcript has 13 exons. Gene Ontology annotation, biological process: calcium ion transmembrane transport; regulation of cytosolic calcium ion concentration; manganese ion transport.
CUCUGCGCCUGCGGAGUGCACGAGCAGGUGGAGGAGGAGACAUGCGCAGUAGACGCCUCGUCAGCAGCAUCAGGACCAGAGAGAGCCCGCGGUGCCAGAAGAUGGUACGUGUAAACACCGCGGGGGGGACAUAACAGUGUCGUUAAAUCGCUAUUUACCUUAACAAACUGGAAGUUUCGUUGCAAUUAGACGCGAAAAUAGACGGAAGGAGGACGUGUUUUGCUAGCAGAACAGAAGCGCGUCAACCGACGCAGCAGAGAUGCGACGUCAAUAACAACACUUGAUGAAAUUAGUCCCAUGACGAUGCUCUAAGCCUCCGCUGCGACACAAACAGACGACAACAACGGGGGGAAAGGAUUUAAACAAUGUCACCCCAUAUGACGGGCUUUCUUGUGUAAUGGUCGCCGGUUCUUAGUGGGAUGCACAUCAGUGUUUGGCCGUACUCGCUUUCCGUCGUAAUGGCAGCUCUGUACCAGGGCACGGACGCUUCCUCUCCGGACAAAUUUCUGGCCUUGAAAGACGUGAGGGAGGUGAAGGAGGAAACCACGUUGGAUGAGAAGCUCUUCUUGCUGGCAUGCGAGAAAGGUGACUACUACAUGGUGAAGAAGCUGCUCGAGGAGAACCGACAUGGUGAGCUCAACAUUAACUGUGUGGACGUGCUGGGCCGAGAUGCUGUCACCAUCGCCAUCGAGAAUGAAAAUCUGGACAUCCUGCAGCUUCUCUUGGAGCAUGGCUGCCAGGCAACAGAUGCCUUGUUGGUCGCCAUUGACUCUGAAGUGGUUGGAGCUGUGGACAUCCUCCUAAACCACAGGCCAAGGCGAUCAUCCAAGCCCUCCAUUGCUAAAUUAAUGCAGCGCAUCCAGAACCCAGAGUACUCCACCACCAUGGACGUAGCUCCAGUCAUCCUUGCAGCUCACAGGAACAAUUACGAGAUCCUGACCAUGCUGCUGAAACAGGACAUCUCACUCCCUCGGCCGCAUGCCGUUGGCUGCGAGUGCACGCUUUGCAAUGCUAAAAACAAGAAGGACAGCUUACGUCACUCCAGGUUCCGCCUAGACAUCUACCGCUGCCUGGCGAGCCCCUCUCUGAUCAUGCUGACAGAGGAAGACCCCAUUCUCAGAGCCUUUGAGCUCAGUACAGACCUCAAGGAACUCAGCCUGGUUGAGGUAGAGUUCAGGAAUGACUAUGAGGAGCUGGCAAAGCAGUGUAAGAUGUUUGCCAAGGACCUGCUGGCUCAGGCUCGAAACUCUCGAGAGCUAGAAGUGAUUCUCAACCACACUUCCAGCGAGGAUCAUGUUGACAAAAGGGGCUUACUGGAGGAGCGAAUGAACCUCAGUCGACUGAAACUUGCCAUCAAAUACAACCAAAAAGAGUUUGUCGCUCAGUCCAACUGUCAGCAAUUCCUCAACACUGUCUGGUUUGGCGAGACAGCCAGCUACCGCCGCAAACACACCUGUCUGAAGAUGGCCACCGUGCUGAGCGUGGCCAUGCUCUGGCCGCUGCUGUCUGUCUGCUACCUUCUUGUGCCACGCUCUCGUGUGGGCCAGAUCAUCCAUACACCCUUCAUCAAGUUCAUCAUCCACAGCGCGUCCUACUUCACUUUCCUGCUGCUGCUCAACCUGUACUCUCUGGUCUACAACGAGGGCAAGAAAAACACCAUGGGCCCUGCUCUGGAGAUGAUAGAUUACCUGCUCAUCCUCUGGAUCAUAGGGAUGGUGUGGUCAGAUGUGAAACGUCUGUGGUACGAGGGGCUGGAAGACUUCCUAGAGGAGUCUCGGAACCAGCUGAGCUUCGUGAUGAAUUCCCUUUAUCUGGCAACCUUUGCCCUCAAGAUAGUUGCUCACAGCAAGUUCAAGGAUGCGGGGGACAUAGACAGGAAGAACUGGGAUGCCUUCCACCCCAUCUUGGUUGCUGAGGGCCUGUUCGCCUUCGCCAAUGUUUUAAGCUACCUGCGACUCUUCUUCAUGUACACCACCAGCUCCAUCCUGGGACCUCUACAGAUCUCCAUGGGUCAGAUGCUGCAGGAGUUUGGCAAGUUUUUGGGCCUCUUCCUGCUGGUGUUGUUCUCCUUCACCAUUGGACUCACUCAGCUCUACGGAAAGGACCGGAAAGACCCAGACAAGAACCAGACGAAGGACUGCGAGGGCAUUUUUUGCCAGCAGCAGAGCAAUGAUGCAUUUCACACGUUCAUGGGCACCUGCUAUGCCCUCUUCUGGUACAUCUUCUCUCUGGCACACGUCGCCCUCUUUGUCACCCGCAUCAACUACACAGAAGAGCUGCGUUCCUUUGUGGGCGCCAUGAUCAUUGGCACCUACAACAUAGUGGUUGUUAUCGUGCUGACCAAGCUGCUGGUGGCCAUGCUCCAUAAAAGCUUCAGACAAAUCGCUAAUCACGAGGACAAGGAGUGGAAGUUUGCUCGGGCCAAACUGUGGCUUAGCUACUUUGACGACAAGUGCACUCUGCCGCCCCCGUUUAACAUCCUCCCCUCCCCAAAGACCGUCUGCUACCUGGUGACCAGCAUGAGCAAGUGGAUCUGUUCACACACCUCAAAGGGCAAGGUGAAACGGCAGAACAGCCUGAAGGAGUGGAAGAACCUGAAGCAAAAGCGAGAUGAGAACUAUCAGAAGAUCAUGUGCUGCCUGGUUCACCGCUACCUGACCUCCACGCGGCAGAAGAUGCAGAGCACAGAUCAAGCCACAGUGGAAAAUCUCAAUGACUUGCGCCAAGACCUCUCGAAGUUUCGCAACGAGAUGAGGGACCUGCUGGGCUUCCGGACCUCCAAAUAUGCCAUGUUCUACCCCAGGAGCUAAGAAAAUAAAAAAGACUACAUAGCUCGUCCUUUUUUUUUCCUUCUUCUCUUGACAAAUCCUCUGCUUCUCAUUUGCCUGGGAUGCAGUGAGCAUGUGCAAAAACUCCAAGCUCUUUUGAGUCACAGAGGCAGAUUUUGAACUUGGAACUUAACUACACAAAUAUUUAGUCUCCACCAAAGCCUCCUGACUCAGGCCCUCUAUGUGUUAUUCAGCUAUUCUGCCUGUUUUGUAAAUUAAAAAAAGCCAUUGUUUUCAACAGAAAACCAAAUAAAUUAUUGGAAAUUUCACUUUAAUGCCAUAAAAAUGAUUUUGCUAGAUAUAAAUGCUGCUUUUGAGAUAUGAAUUUAGUUUUUGAUUUUCUCCUUAGAAACUAUUCUUUGGCUUCUCAUGUCUGGAAGCAAGAACUGACUGUUUUUCAGACUCUGUUUGUGUAGCUGUGCAUCCAUCC